This is a messenger RNA of Populus trichocarpa (black cottonwood), 1986 nucleotides long. Its product is annotated as replication protein A 70 kDa DNA-binding subunit C-like. The transcript is spliced from 11 exons. Gene Ontology annotation, molecular function: DNA binding. Bases 143 to 1807 code for a protein of 554 amino acids. NCBI's taxonomy places the organism in Eukaryota, Viridiplantae, Streptophyta, Magnoliopsida, Malpighiales, Salicaceae. The record is from RefSeq and is a predicted model, not a curated record. Gene Ontology annotation, biological process: DNA replication; DNA repair; DNA recombination. Gene Ontology annotation, cellular component: nucleus.
UUUCAAUUAUCUUUGCCGCCCUCUCUCUAUAUAGAGCCGAGCACAAAUGGUAAAAAAUAGAAAACAAGAACACAAAGGAAAAUUAGGCAAAGGCUGAGGCAGAACUGCAGAGAUUAAUUUAUUUUCGAUCAAAACAAGGACAAUGGCUCUACCUAUAAAAGAGAUUAAAACAUACCACUUCUACCCUUCAUUACGAGCGAGGGCAUGUCGUGUUUGGAUUUCUAAAUUUAAUGGCCAGCCAAGAAGUUUUAAUUGUGUUUUUGUUGAUAAUCAGGGUGGAGCUAUUCAAGGUUUAGCUAAAGCAAGGGAUCUCCCAACAUUUGCAGCAACAAUUAUUGAAGGAAAUCACUAUGAAAUCAAAGGAUUUUAUACUUAUGAAAACAGAGCAGUAAACAUAGUAGUUGCUGCCAAUAAUGCUAUAAUUGAUCUCAAAUCUAACACAAAAAUUGCAGCCAUUGAACCUAUUCAACCUUACGUUCCUAGAUACUACUUCAAAUUUAUUGACUAUGCAAAUAUUAUCACCAAUUCAAAAGGAUCCAGAAUUCUUACAGAUGUCAUUGGAAGACUUAAAGCAUUGCAACCACUCGAACAAGUUAUGGUUCGUGGAAAGAUGCUCGAAAAUAAGAGAGAAUUCAUGCUUGAGAACAUAUGUGGAGAGGAGCUUCACAUAACUCUUUGGGGCGAUAGUGCCCAAGACUUUGAUGAACUCGCUCUUCGCAACCUACCAUCUCCAGUCAUCAUUGCGUUUGCUGGAUUUCGUGUCACAGAAUUUAAGGGAAAACCAAAUCUUAACAGUACAGAUGCCUCUCUUUGGUACUUCAAUCCAGACAUACCAGAAUGUUCAACAUAUAAACAUUUCUUUGCACAACUAUCUGUUGAAAUCCAACAACUCCCCUCAUCCUCGAAUGCUGUUUUAUCGAUAGAGGAACAAAUCAAAGAAAAUAGGAGAACAAUACAUGAGAUUCUUUGCAUGAACCCUUAUGAGCACAAGCAUUUGAGAUUCACUUGUCAAGCUUUGAUUGUUGACUUUGAUUUUUCCAAUGGCUGGUGGUAUCCAAGCUGUCCAAAAUGCAACAAAAAACUUAGUUGGGGCGAAAACAUUUACACAUGCGUGGAUCAUGAUGCUAUCACCUCUCUUCCAGUUCCAUGGUUUCGCUUAGAAUGCAUUGUUACUGAUGGAGAAGAUGUCACUAAUUUCCUUCUAUUUGGGAAAACUGCUGAGAACUUUUUUGGAUCAUCAGCCUACCAUUAUGUCUAUGAUAAAAAAUUUAUUGAUCCUUCAGUUAUUCCUCCUGCCAUGGCAGCAAAGUUAAACAAAAGCAUGAUUUUUCAGCUUCGUUUUGGUGCUUUCGGAUUCACCACCAACAACAGAUGUGAAAUUAUCAUUACUAAUAUCUUUGAUGACACCACAAAUAAGAACAUCCAUCCUCUAGAGACACCACUUAUAGAAGCUAAAUCAUCUACUACAUCCAAGACAUCUACUCCAUUAAGCUCUACAAAACAGGUUCUUAUAGGUCCAUGUACUCCACAAAAUACAAUCACACAACUCAAGAUUGCUUCUAGUUCCUUGAAGACACCAUCCCGGAACAUAUCGCUAAACAAGGAAACAAGCUUGAAUUAUGAAGCACGACGUGCACUUGAUUUUGAAGCUACAACACAGCAACUUAGUAUUGACGAUCAGUGUGGCAACGUAAUUGAAGCUGAAGGAAGCCUGGGAAACAUAGCUACAUCUGAUACAUUUGAUCACUUACUUCCACAUCUGAAAAAACAACGAACAAAAUCCUCAUCAUCCUCAAAGGAGAACUAGCAAUUUCUCUAAUAAUGACUUGGAUUUGGAUUUCUACAACAAGAAGAUAAUUGCUACCUUUGCAAUUUUGAUAUAAUUUGCAAACAACACUGUUCUUUAAAUGCCCAACAAUCUAGCAACUUAUUUGCACUUUUGCUAUUGUUUAUAACUUUAUCUAUAUUAUCAAACCUUUGAUACUA